This is a messenger RNA of Penaeus vannamei (Pacific white shrimp), 1268 nucleotides long. The record is from RefSeq and is a predicted model, not a curated record. Lineage: Eukaryota; Metazoa; Arthropoda; Malacostraca; Decapoda; Penaeidae.
UUUAAAACAGAGACAAAUACCAAAUUGAAAUCUGCAAACACUGUUGAUUCUGCCAAGGCCAUUAUCAGAUUCUCUACAAUCAUAGACAUUGGGGCAGCACACUUCAAAUCUGACAUGCAGAGACUGACAGAGAUCCUGGCCUUCCCAUGAGCAUGGUACAGAAGAUCUAUUGUAAGGAGGUUAUUUCUUGGAGAUUUUACUGGAGGUGCAGUGUCAAGUGAGUGGGAUGAGGCAAGUCCAGCUCCAGCAACAGACUCUCCAGGAAACCACAAUGUUCCCCCAAAGCGUCACUCCUCUAGCUCAGCCAAGGGUACUGAUCUGAACGUCUGCGAUAAUGGUAGCAUAAGCAAUGGCAGUGGAGGAAGCCAGCAGACGCCUACUACCACUCAGCCACAUGGUACUGCUAGGGCCGGCAGUCGGACCAGGGACAAGCUAAGGCUCAAUUUUGAUUCUGACAUUAACAUUAGAAAAAGCCCAAAAUUGUUAACUGGAAAGAAAGAAGGAAUAAAUGACAAGGAAAAUGACAUAGGUAAUGGGAAUGUUCCUGGAUAAACCACGGAGAGCAAAGCUGAAAGCAGAUCAGGAGAGGACACAGAAGCCACAGGGACGACUCAAGGGAUGAACAAGUCAGGCUCCUGGGAGACUCUCUGCUGUGAAUUUCACACGGCUCGGAGGACAGAUGAAUAUGGGGAAUGUCAUGGGAAAUGCUGUAUGGACAACUAAAGAUUUCAAGGCAGAUGGAAUACUCUCCAUAGGCUGCACUGGGCACAAGAACAUGUACAUAGGUCUUGGUCAUGGUGACUCUGGCCUGGAUGCCAAGGGUGGAGCAAUUGGUGGCAUUAUUGAACUCUCGGAAAUCAAUAUGUACUUAAAAAUAAGGGAAGAUCCAGGGAUGGAGUCAGACCACACCAUUGGAGUAAAGCUGUUUGCAUCACAGUCCCGUCUGGAUUACAUGGGCACCAGUGUGUUGAUGGGGCGAGUCUCAUCCUUUGGGCUUGCAUUACAGUAUGAGUGGGAGCUGAAGCAAUGUGCUGCAGGGGAUGAGGAUACCACUCGAAGAGGGGCAACCAUCUUCAUCCUUGGAGAUUUAGAAUGGGAUCAGCUGCAAUUGAUCAUCAGUAAAUCCACUACAGCUGACUUGCUGAAGAUGCAACAUAAACUGGAUGAAAUCUUUUCACAGCAGUUCAAGUUUAGCAAAUGUGUCUUUUGAUCUCUCCAACCAACAAGACACGUCUUCAGUCAAGCACAGGCAUAAGGCUGGGAACCGC